AUGAAUAAAAAAACAAUUAUAUGUUUUUGUAUUGCAUUAUCAAUUUUAUUUUUUUCAUUAAUAAUCGAUUCUCAUAAUACAGUAAAAACAAAAGAUACAGUUGAUGAUUGUUGUUGUAAAAAAUCAAAUAUAGAUAAGUCAAACGAUAAAGAAAUUAAUGUAUUAUUAAAUAAAAUAGUUAAAACUAGAUUUUUUAAAUAUUUUAAAGCAAAUUUAUUUAGUGAAUGUCCAUUUUGGGUAGUUACAGCAUUAUGUGGAUCAGAAGGAUGUGGUGUUUGUGAAUGUGAUGAUAAUGAGAUACCAUUACCAUGGAGAAUUGAAGAUACGACCAGUGAUAAAGUUGAUAUGUCACCACCACCACCAGGAUUUCAAAAAUGGAAAGAUAAAAAAGAUGAUAUGUGGGUAGUGGUAGCGGGGCCCGAUUCAGAGUCAACAUAUGUGGAUUUAUCGAAAACACCAGAAUCCAACACUGGUUAUGACGGAAGUUCAGUAUGGUCAGCGAUUUACAACGAAAACUGUUUUCACAGACCAGUGGACCAAAUGUGUUUAGAGGAACGUGUAUUCUAUAAACUAAUCUCUGGUCUACAUUCAUCAAUAACCAUUCAUAUCGCAUUAUUCUACAAUCAAGAUAAAACCCUAUCAACCUAUGAUUCCAAUGGAAAUGAAAUCGAGCCGCAUUGGGAACACAAUUCAAAUCUAUUCAAACAACGUUUUGCAAAUCAUCCAGGUAGAAUUGAAAAUCUUUAUUUCACUUUCUUAUUCAUUUUACGUUCAAUUGGUAAACUUAAUCAUUUCUUUACAGACUAUCAAUUCAAUACUGGUAAUCAAUUAGAGGAUCAAAAAACUAAAGAAUUGGUACAACAAUUAUUACAAACUAAAUUAAUGUGUCAACCAAAUUUUGAUGAAACUUUAUUAUUUAAAGAUACAUAUGAUAAAGAUAAUUUAAUUGGACAAUUUAAAGAACAUUUUCAAAAUAUUAGUUCAAUUUUAAAUUGUGUAACUUGUGAAAAAUGUAAAUUAUAUGGUAAAGUUCAAACAAUGGGAUUAGGUACAGCUUUAAAGAUUUUAUUCGAUGAUAAUAUUCAAUCCAUUCAAAGAAAUGAAAUUAUAGCAUUAUUUAAUACAUUAAGACAACUUUCAAAUUCAAUUCAUGGUAUUGAUACUUUAAAUACACCAUAUAAUCAAUCUAGAUUAACUUAUCUCUAUAAAGAGUUGAUUCAAAUUUGGAAUUUCAUUAAACCAUUAUUUGGUAUUCAAUCUUUCUCCUCCUCCUCCUCGAAUAACAAUAAUAAUAAUAGAAAUAAUAAGGGUAUUAGUGGUUUAGAUGGUUCAAAUUCAAAAUCUGAUCCUUCUUCACCUUUCUCAAUCUCAAAUAAUACUCAUAAACCAAUUGCAUCACUUAUCAUUUUAUCUUUGAUUUUGUUAUUAUCAAUUUUGUUCAUAACAAAAUCAUUAUGUAAUAAAUUUAAAAGUAAAAAUAAUAAUAAUAAUAAUAAAAAAGAAUUAAAUUUUAAUAAUAAUAGUAAUAAUAAUAUAGACAAUAAUUAUAAAAAUAAAAUAAAUAAUAAUAAUAAUAAUAAUAAUAAUAAUAAUAAUAAUAAUAAUAAUAAGUUGGAAGAAACUAAACAAACUAAGAAUAAAAAAACUAAAAAAUUGGAAUAA
Dictyostelium discoideum AX4 is the source of this 1662-nucleotide messenger RNA. RefSeq lists its product as hypothetical. The transcript has 4 exons. Gene Ontology annotation, molecular function: protein-disulfide reductase activity; FAD binding; thiol oxidase activity. The record is from RefSeq and is a predicted model, not a curated record. NCBI's taxonomy places the organism in Eukaryota, Evosea, Eumycetozoa, Dictyosteliales, Dictyosteliaceae. Gene Ontology annotation, biological process: protein folding in endoplasmic reticulum. Gene Ontology annotation, cellular component: endoplasmic reticulum; endoplasmic reticulum membrane. The coding region runs from base 1 to 1662 and encodes 553 amino acids.